Messenger RNA from Didymella exigua CBS 183.55, 1114 nucleotides. RefSeq names its product DASH complex, subunit Spc34. NCBI's taxonomy places the organism in Eukaryota, Fungi, Ascomycota, Dothideomycetes, Pleosporales, Didymellaceae. Gene Ontology annotation, biological process: attachment of spindle microtubules to kinetochore. Bases 147 to 929 code for a protein of 260 amino acids. The record is from RefSeq and is a predicted model, not a curated record. Gene Ontology annotation, cellular component: spindle microtubule; DASH complex. The transcript is spliced from 3 exons.
CUCUCCCUCUCUCUCCCUGCCUGGCAGUGCCUGGCAAAGCGCCUGCACCUGCCUGCACCUGUCUGCACCUGCCUGUACCUGCCUGCACCUGCCUGCACCUGCCUGCACCUGUCUGCACCUGCCCCUUCGCCGCCCGCACGCCCGUCAUGACGCUGCUGCACAACCACCUCGAGCAGAUCUCGCUCUGCUCCGCCUCCAUCGCCGACCUGCACUUCGCCCCGCCCAAGAUAUUCACCAACGCCCUGCUGCAGAAUCACGACAUCACCAGCCUGAUUCGCGAUACGGAAGCCCACGAGCGCGCCCUCUUCUCUGUCCCGCCGCCGCCCGCUGCGCCUACGCAUGCAGAGCCCUCGACAUCGAGCAACCGCCGCAACACCAUCUUCAAUCCCAGCGCCGGACCUGGCGCAAGCACCUCGGGCGGUGGAGCCAAUGCAGUGCGCGCACCCAGACGUAACACGGCUGUGGCCGCAGUCCUCGGCAAUGAACUGGUAGAGAGGAUCCGGAGAGGGGGAGGCGGCGGUGCUGGCUCAGGUCUGGGCUACCGCAAGUACGACCCGAGCAGCAAGAACGAAGUCGACGUCGAACCGCUGCUCGAGGGUGCUGAGAAGCUGCUGGCCGUAUACCAGGUCCCAGGCGCCCGUGAGAAGAUUGCCGCCAUGCGCCAGCGACACGCCCGACUCGAGUCUUCGCUGGAGUACUACGAGAGCCGCCUUGCCGAACAGACGGCCCAGCUCGAUCGACUGAACCGCUCGCGCGGAGAGUAUGUGGAGGAGAACGAUGAUGUGGAGGAGGAGCCACAAGAAGAAGUCGUCUUGACAGCAGAAGACCUGCGCCGGGAAGAGGAACAAGUGCGGCAAUUGGAAUCGAAGAAGAGGGGUCUCGAAGACAGGGUACACUCCAUGGGCAGAGACAUUUCAGGGUUGAGGUGAAGGUUCUAUUGAACAGGAGGCGUCUCGAAGACAGGCUAUCCAUUGCCCAGGCUGCGUCACAUUACAGCAAGAUACCCAAUGCUUUCAGAUCUGUUCUUUCGAAUCACCCCAUGUCCACAUGCCACUCUAGACCGACGACCCACCGUCGAUACUGAUGUUUUGCCCAGUGAUACUUCUGCUUAGCG